AUGCCCAGAUCUGGCCGAAAAGCAGGAAGAGUAACUGUUCUCAAAGGUGGCUUCACUUCACCCAUUGGCCAGGAUUCAUGCUCAUCUCAGGAUUUAUGUGCAGUUCACAGUGCCCUUUCCAGUUGCCAGGCUCAAUUUCUCAAGGUUUCCAAUGCUCCCACACUCAUGGAUGUUGAUGUGGCCUGGGAGGAACUCCUUAGUGCUCUGGCAGGGCUUGCUGAUCUAGAGAAAGACCAAGUCAGGGGUGUACUCCUUGGUCAGAAACAUGAUCGCAUGUCAAUUCUCCAUAAUGCCGCUCAAGCUGGCCAUGUCAUGCAUGAUCAGGAGCUUUUUGAGGUUGUUCAAGAUGCUAUUGACCAUUAUGACAAACUCCAUCAAGAGAAUGCUGCCACUCAUAAUGCAAAAAGAUCAUUUGCAGAUGCCCUUAACCUUGGGCAACAGGUCCAUCUCUCUGAUAUGGUAUCUGGGAAAGAUGCCAAAUUUGCUGUCCAUUUGGUGGACUAUGAUGAGACAAAUGACAUUAAGUUCAAGAAAUGCACCAACUCUUCCUGGCUUGUGGACAUUACAGGUAAUGGAGAGCCACAUAAGGUUGAAAGGGAAAAAAAGACAUUUCAGGUAGGUGGUGAUGGUUGGCUGGUUCUUGAGGCCGACAGGUCACAUGUUGUUCUGAAUAAGAUAUGCAGUGUGACAGAAUCACCUCAGCUGCUGGAAAAAAUGAGCACAAUAAUCCAAGAGCAUGUUUCCUGGCCAUCCUGGUGCUCUGUAUGCAUUUGGGAUUAG
Molecule: messenger RNA, 780 nt
Organism: Cantharellus anzutake
Lineage: Eukaryota; Fungi; Basidiomycota; Agaricomycetes; Cantharellales; Hydnaceae
Exons: 5
Coding region: 1-780 (259 amino acids)
Source: RefSeq, a predicted model, not a curated record